GUGGAAGAAGCUUCAGUCCGGCGAGAUGGUCUUCGUGAAGGAGGCAAAAGAACUAUAUGAUCGUGCGGGGAGAGAUUUUGUUGCAGAAUUCAAGAGGAGACAGAGAGCUGAAGUGAACGAUGAGUGUUUGUUUUGUCGGAACCAUGAUGGCGAGAAGAUGAUCGGCCGGGCUGGAGCGAACUCUAAGACGACUAGACCCUGGGUUUACCUGAGAAGAGAACACGAGCAAACUGUUCUAAGCACGUCGAAGAAACGAGAAAUGAAGUUGGCUCCGAGCUCGAGAAGUUGGCUGCAAGGAUUGGUCAACUGGAGGCCAGUGCUCGGACUCUAGCAUCGGAGAAGCCAACUCUCAAGAGUCAAAUCCAGAAGUUGGAUCUCCAAGCAAGUUGAGCAGCACAGGAGGAGGCCACUAAAGCUAUAGACCAGUUAAGUCGAGAGAAGAUCGACCUUCUCGAGGACUGACUCCAAAGAUUUGCAACUGUCCAAGACGUGAAAGCAGUGCGUGACGACUGUGUCUCAGGGCUCCAGGCGGAGAAGUCUAUCACACUUCAGGCGUCUAAACAGGCCAGCAACCAGCCUCCACACUCUUCUAAGUCAAGAGAAGAUCAAUGGAUCAAGUUUGACUACA
Molecule: messenger RNA, 628 nt
Organism: Selaginella moellendorffii
Lineage: Eukaryota; Viridiplantae; Streptophyta; Lycopodiopsida; Selaginellales; Selaginellaceae
Exons: 2
Coding region: 26-331 (101 amino acids)
Source: RefSeq, a predicted model, not a curated record